CACCUGCAUAUAAGCUCACCUGUAGCACCAGCAGCUCAGAACCUGCUGCAUUCCUCUGGAUCCCAUCCUUAUUCUACCUGAAGAAAAUCCUGCCCUCACAGCCACCCAUCAUGACCUCCAGCAUGUCGGUGAGGAGUUUCUCUAUGAGCCGUCAGCCCUCCUUUUCCAGUCGUUCCCUGAUGGACACCAGCCGUGCUCGCUCCCGUGCUUCGGUCUCUUUUGCGGCAGCCAGCCCUCUGGCCCGUUCAGCUUCCAUCAGCCAGGAUCUCAACGGGUCCAUCAGCCUCCAACUUAAUGGCCUGCACGGCAAUAGCACCAACGAGAAGGAGGCUAUGCAGAGCCUCAACAGCCGUCUGGCCAACUACCUGGACAAGGUGCGGUCACUGGAGCGCUCCAAUGCAGACCUGGAGAUGAAGAUCAAGCAGCUGAUGCUCGACCGCAUUCCCAAAGGCCAUGACCUCGAUUCCAUGAUGGCCCAGGCCCAUGCUGUUGAGCAAGAGGUGAGGAAGAAGACUUUGGAGAAUGCUCGUCUCAUGCUGGAGAUCGAUAAUGCUAAACUGGCUGCUGAUGACUUCAGAAUCAAGUGGGAGACUGAGCUGGUGAUGUGUCAGUCUGUGGAGCGAGACUGCGUUGCUCUAAAAAAGGCCAAGACCGACCACGAGCAGAUCAUUGCCUCUCUGAGGGGAGAUCUGGACAGCCUGAAAGAAGAACUUUACUUCCUCAAGAAAAACCAUGAGGAGGAACUUGAGCAGAUGAAGUCUCGUAUUGCCAGAGAUGAGGUGAAUGUGGAGGUGGACUCUGCCAGUGGACCAGAGCUGGGCACCAUUCUGGCCGACCUACGUUCCCAGUAUGAGGGGAUAGUCAAGAAGAACAAGGAGCAGGCAGAGCAGUGGUACCGCAAAAAGCUGGAGACGGUGCAGAACGAGGUGAGGGAGAGCAACGAGGCUCUGAGAGGAGCCCAGAGCGAGCUGACCGAGAGGCAGCGCUUCCUGCAGACCCUAGAAGUGGAGCUGGAGAGUCUGCACAAACAGAUUGCAGCGCUGGAAGGUAACCUGGGUGAGACGGGUCAGAAGUACUCUGCUGAGAUGGAGCGGCUGCAGGCCAUCCUGAACCAGCUGGAGGAUGACCUCUCCCAGCUCAGGCUUGACAUGCAGCGCACCAAGACCGACUAUGAGCAGCUCCUCCGCAUCAAGCAGAACCUGGAGAUGGAGAUCGCCACCUACAGGCGCCUGCUGGAGGGAGAGGAAACAGUGAAAGAAGUUCCUCCUCCACCAAAAAAGGAGCCUGAUGUUCGCACCAGAAAGAUUGUGAAGGUGGUGACUCAGACGAUGGUUAACGGCAAAGUGGUGGAUGAAUCGAGCGAAGUGGAGCAGAUUGAGGAGACCAAGAAAUAGAAAAAAAAGCUAAUGGAGAUUUUUCAAAAUUACAACAGAAAGCAGCAAAACCAAAAGAGAGAGAGAAGAAAUGAAACAAGAAAAGAAAUAAGUGUCAGAAUAUUACACAAGACGUGGAGUUUUGGGCAUUUUUGGGAUGCAUUACAUGAUUAUGAAUGUUUUGUGAGACACGUUCCUUUAAGGUUAGCGUAUCGGAGACAAGCAAAGUGAUUUUUUUUUUUUCUGGAGAAGAACGGUACAAGCAUUACUACAAACAAAUAUGUCCUGUAUUGCUCUAACUGCUUUAGCUAUGAAUGCUUAUAUGAAUUUUGAGUAGAGAUUUGUGUUUGUGUGAGACGAGCUGACGAACCAGUGCUGUAUCCUCCUGCUGUUUUACUAAUAAAAUUUUGUGUUCUUAACCAAGAUAUUUAUUUCUUAGUGUGGUGAAGUUUACUGUAGUUAAUGUCAUACAUGCCUUUACUCCUUUUACAAGAAUAUCAUUUAAUCGUCUUUGCGGCAUGUGUGUUUGUACCCUGUCUGAAUAAAAAGUUUCAUUAAUCCAU
Molecule: messenger RNA, 1936 nt
Organism: Lates calcarifer (barramundi perch)
Lineage: Eukaryota; Metazoa; Chordata; Actinopteri; Centropomidae
Exons: 10
Coding region: 111-1394 (427 amino acids)
Molecular function (GO): structural molecule activity
Source: RefSeq, a predicted model, not a curated record